Neurospora hispaniola is the source of this 3237-nucleotide messenger RNA. RefSeq lists its product as uncharacterized. The transcript has 2 exons. Gene Ontology annotation, biological process: SREBP signaling pathway; positive regulation of transcription by RNA polymerase II. Bases 1 to 3237 code for a protein of 1078 amino acids. Gene Ontology annotation, molecular function: protein dimerization activity. NCBI's taxonomy places the organism in Eukaryota, Fungi, Ascomycota, Sordariomycetes, Sordariales, Sordariaceae. The record is from RefSeq and is a predicted model, not a curated record.
AUGGCCGAUCCCGAUGCUGACUCGCCCGGCCGCUUCCAAGGAGGUCUGGACAGCUUCGACAUCAGCACCCCGUUGCAGCUGGACGAGCCCACGCUCGCACGCCACGGCUCCCUGAACGCUAAUGUUAACGACACGGUCACCAGCUCCGAUCCCACCUCUAUUCCCUCCUCCCUGGCCGACACUUCGAGAGCCUCAACCGGUGGUGGGCCGACUCGGCAGUAUCCGAACCACUCCCCCCCGAUAGGCCAUCACCAGCAGCCCAAUGCCUACCAUGGUAACGGCAUCAGCCCUCAGCAGCAGUACCAACAGCAGCAGCAGCAACAACAACAACAGCAGCAGCAGGCCUUUGAUUUUAACCAAGACAACAUCUCCAACUGGGACCUUCGGGACUCUCCUCCGUUUAAUUCCGGCCCUGACUUCAACAACUUCGGCCAGGUACCGCACGGGCUGAACAUUCCCCAGAGCUGGGACCUUCCUGUCCACUUUAGUCUCAACUCUCAGGGACUCCAACAACAGGGGCAACCGGGACAGCAACAGCAAGGCCAGUUCUAUCCCGACACGACCGGUGCUGGCAUCGAUCCCGGUAUCUAUGCCGCUGCCCUUUCCAUUCCUUCGCCACAGCAACAAUCGGCCGAGCCCAUCUCCGUUCGCACCAACAUCAACCCCAACAUCCGCCACAAGCUGACUCCAGCCCAGCAAGAGAGGCUCAAGACCAUCGCCAUGCCGCCUCAUCUCCAGUACCACUCGCCCAAGAGCGCCGGCAGUCCCGAUUCCAACGCCAGCAUGGGCCACGAUAAGGGUUCCGCAUCCUCACCAGACGGCCUCGAGCUGUCGAAGCCAAAUAGUAGAAAACGAAAGUCAUCCGACGAGGUCGACGAGGAUGACGAUGACGAUGAUUUGGAUGGACACCAACCAGUAAAGAAGACGGCGCAUAACAUGAUUGAGAAGAGGUAUAGGACAAAUUUGAACGACAAGAUUGCAGCGCUGAGGGACAGCGUGCCUGCCUUGAGAAUUAUGUCAAAGAGUGCUAGGGGAGAAGAUACGACGGAAGACAGGGAGGAACUUCAUGGAUUGACUCCGGCGCACAAGUUAAAUAAAGCUACGGUUUUGAGCAAAGCUACGGAAUACAUUCGGCAUUUGGAGAAGCGAAAUAACCGCUUGAUUGAGGAGAACAACAGCAUGCAUGCGCGAAUCGCUGCAUUCGAGAAGCUGUUCAUGGCCGGUGCCAUGACCGGCAUGACCAACCCUAUGCAAGCCCCGCCUACGCCCAUUCAAUACCCUCAAGACGUUGCAGCGUUCAUGAGCACCCCGAUGCAGACGCCUCGGGGUCCAGAUCCUCCGGGGCUAAUCCCGAUACCGGACGACAUGAAGCGCAUCUUGACGGCUCAACAGAUGAACGCUGGACGACCGUAUCCGGUGGGCCCACCGGCCCUACAGCCGGGAUUCGUAGCCAAUCCGGGCGUCAUUCGCAGACAACAAAUACAACAACAGCAACAGCAACACCAGAUGCAAGGGCGGUGGAAUCCUUAUCUCGGAAAGAUGAUGGUGGGUUCGCUGGCCGGACUGAUGCUCGUCGAGGCAACCAUGGAGCAAGAAGUCAGCAAUGAAACGACCGAGGGACGUGGUCUCUACGCUCUGCCGCUACAGCUUAUCGGAUCCUUUAUUCGCUCGUCGCACCUCAGCGUUGGAGGAUAUUACAUUUCGGCCAUUGAAAUCAUAGCCAAGCUCAAACUUCUUUUGCUUGGCGCUCUUCUCGUAUGGACAGUUUUCCCCCACAGCUUUUUCGACGCGCCCAAGUCGGAGAAGCCAAAAGGCCCCACUUCUGCGGUUCAGGCCGUGCCCUCGCUUGCCUCGCCAAUUCACGUCAGGAGACAAGCCUGGCUCACGGCUAUUCAAACGGUUUGGGUGCCACGACACAAUUUUUUGCUCGAAGCUGCUGCGUUGUUGCUCAAGACGCUCAAGUUCACCCUUCGCAAUGUGUUUGGUGUAGGGACUUAUCUGUGGAUGACGGGACUCAGCGAGGAACAAGAGGCCGCUCGUGUCAAGGCCUGGACCAUUGCGUUGGAUGCCCAGCUUGCCGGCGGUGAUGUCGAGAUCAAUAGGAGCCGUCUCACUCUCACGCUGCUCGCUUCGGGCACCCUCCCCGACACUCCCCAUCGUUUGAUGCUCAAGGCACUUCACACUCGGGUCUUGCUUUGGCAGUUGAGCAGCAAAUUUUCGCUUGCUAACCUUCCUGCGGCCAAGAUUGCGAGGUCGAGGUGGAAUGAGGCCAGACAGCUGAACAUGAUCCUGCAGCGAACUUCCACUAGCCCUGAAGAUGUCCUCCCGGAGCAUCUGGCCACCCUUCUCGAGCAGGACUGUGAUGACGUUCUCAACAAUAGCAUCGUGCAGAGAGCGCACAACCUCGCCUUCAACCGCCCCACGACCUUCAACCUGGUAGACCGAACCGACGGCAUGAACAUCGUUGUCGAAGACCCCGCCGUUCGUUCGCCCAUGGAUGCCGUCGCCGCGUGGUACUCAAGCUCCAUCCUCCAGCGCGUCCUCCUCUCCAGCCUCGCCAGAGCCCAAGACGGCAUCACCGACGCCACUCAGGAAACCAUUGACGAAAUUGCCCUCGCUGCCAAGAUUGCCCCCAUCGGUUCCAACGCCUACCUGCGUGCCCUUGUGGCCCGCGCCGUCCUCGUCUCCGAGAAGCGCGGCGUUAGCAUUGCCGCCGCUCUCAAGGCCUCCGACCCCUCCCUCAACCCGGACAAGCACCCCGAGUAUGGCCGUGGCGUCCCCCCGCUUAUCGACUCCCCCAUGGCUCAGAUCGUUCCUGAUCACGACGCCCUCAUGGCCCUCCAAUACGCCAUGCGCAUCGCCCAUCUCCAAAAGUUCCCCGACCCGCCGAAGCAAGCGAUCGCGUUCCUCAACUCGAUCCUUCCCGGUGGGACGGACCAGUCCAAGCACGAGGGCAUGUCGCUUCUGGCGUGUACGGCGGCUUACUGCCUGAUGGAGUUGCUGGAGAGGCACGCGGUCUGUAGGGAGCAGUGCUCCGGUGCGCUGGAACGCUUAGCAGGCGCGCUGAGGAUUUGGGUCGGAAGUUCGCAGGGGGAGCAGGUCGGUCUAGAUGGAAAGAUGAGACAGAAGAUGACUGGCAGGUGUUCGUCGAUUAUCAAGUCGGUGAUAGGUAUGGAGAAUGAUCCGGGGUAUGGGAGCAUGAGUGAUUGUGAGGAAAAGGAGGAAGGAGGGUGUUAG